This is a messenger RNA of Rattus rattus (black rat), 2295 nucleotides long. RefSeq names its product adhesion G protein-coupled receptor L4 (gene Adgrl4). The transcript is spliced from 17 exons. Gene Ontology annotation, cellular component: membrane. The record is from RefSeq and is a predicted model, not a curated record. The coding region runs from base 1 to 2295 and encodes 764 amino acids. Gene Ontology annotation, molecular function: G protein-coupled receptor activity; calcium ion binding. Gene Ontology annotation, biological process: cell surface receptor signaling pathway; adenylate cyclase-activating G protein-coupled receptor signaling pathway. Lineage: Eukaryota; Metazoa; Chordata; Mammalia; Rodentia; Muridae.
AUGUCUCCGUCUCUGAGAACUUCUCAGGGAUACUGUCAAGACAUGGAAGUCAUCAAGUCAAGGAAGCAAGACACAAGAGGUCUGCAGGCCUUUGCGAGAAAUCAGCUGACAUCAGUGUAUGGACAAGCACAUACCAUUCACAUCGUGACAGUACUUACCAUUGUCAUUGGGUCAGAUACAGAAGAGAGGUACCUGAGUUGUUCAUGCUGCCAGCCCUCCUGUGCCUGUGCCACCAGAGCCAGCUUCUCCAGCUCUGCCCCGACUCAGUUUUCUACCACUGUGCAGAUCCCUUACCCCAAGUUCAUUUAUGGUACUGUCUUGGAAACACUACCAGGACCAAAAAGCAUCCUCAUAGUGGGUCUCUCCACUUUGCUGAAUCGCUUCUACACACAGAACUGCAAGACACCGUGUCUCCCAAAUGCCAAGUGUGAAGUGCUGGACGAAGUGGCAGCCUGCUUCUGCAGUACGGGCUACACUGGCAAUGGCAUCACGAUUUGUGAAGAUGUAGACGAGUGCAACGAGACCUCCGUCUGCGGUGAUCACGCUGCGUGUGAAAACACGAACGGAGGAUUUAGCUGCUUCUGCAUGGAAGGUUAUCAGACCUCCACGGGGAAGACGCAGUUCACGCCUAAUGAUGGCUCUUACUGCCAAGAUGUAGACGAGUGCAACGAGACCUCCGUCUGCGGUGAUCACGCUGCGUGUGAAAACACGAACGGAGGAUUUAGCUGCUUCUGCAUGGAAGGUUAUCAGACCUCCACCGGGAAGACGCAGUUCACGCCUAAUGAUGGCUCUUACUGCCAAGAAAUUGUGAAUUCAAAUUGCCACUUAGAGCAUGACUGCAUUGCUGCAAACAUUAAUAAAACUCUAAAAAGAAUUGGACCCAUAACAGAACAGCUCACUUUACUCCAUGAAAUCUACAAGAAUUCUGAGGCUGAGCUUUCUCUGGUGGAUAUAGUCACAUACAUAGAGAUACUAACAGAAUCAUCCUCACUACAAGGCUACAUAAAGAACACCACUUCGCCCAAGGAUGCCUACUUCGGUUCAGCUCUUACUGAAUUUGGAAAAACCGUCAAUAAUUUUGUUGAAAAGAACACACAUGACAUGUGGGACCAGUUACCUACAAAUCGUAGAAGACUCCAUCUCACAAAACUGAUGCACGCUGCUGAGCACGUCACCUUACAGAUCUCUCAGAACAUCCAGAAGAAUACUCAGUUUGACAUGAAUUCUACCGACUUGGCUCUCAAGGUUUUCGUUUUUGAUUCAGUUCACAUGAAGCAUACUCAUCCCCAUAUGAAUGUGGACGGAGGCUAUGUAAAAAUAUCCCCGAGGAGAAAAUCUGCAUAUGACCCAAAUGGCAAUGUCAUUGUUGCAUUCCUGUGCUAUAGGAGCAUUGGCCCCUUGCUUUCCUCGUCUGACGACUUCUUACUGGACGCUCAGAGUGACAAUUCCAAAGGAAAGGAGAAGGUCAUUUCUUCAGUGAUUUCUGCCUCAAUUAGCUCAAACCCACCCACACUGUAUGAACUUGAAAAAAUUACGUUUACACUGAGUCAUGUAAAGCUCUCAGAUAAGCACCAGACACAGUGCGCCUUUUGGAACUACUCAGUCGAUGACAUGAACAAUGGCAGCUGGUCAUCUGAGGGCUGUGAGCUGACAUACUCCAACGACACCCAUACUUCCUGCCGCUGUAGUCACCUGACACACUUUGCGAUUUUGAUGUCCCCCAGUACCUCCAUUGGAGUUAAAGAUUAUAAUAUCCUGACGAGGAUCACUCAGCUCGGAAUAAUCAUCUCCCUGAUCUGCCUCGCCAUAUGCAUUUUCACCUUCUGGUUCUUCAGUGAGAUUCAGAGCACCAGGACCACAAUCCACAAGAAUCUCUGCUGCAGCCUCUUUCUUGCACAACUAGUUUUUCUUAUCGGCAUCAACAUAAACACAAACAAGCUGGUCUGCUCUAUCAUCGCUGGCCUGCUCCAUUACUUCUUCUUAGCUGCCUUUGCCUGGAUGUGCAUUGAAGGCAUCUACCUAUACCUCAUCGUUGUUGGGCUCAUCUAUAACAAGGGGUUUUUACACAAGAACUUCUAUAUCUUUGGCUAUCUUAGCCCGGCUGUAGUUGUUGGAUUCUCGGCCUCUUUGGGAUACAGAUAUUACGGUACCACCAAAGUAUGUUGGUUGAGCACUGAAAACAACUUUAUCUGGAGCUUCAUAGGGCCAGCGUGUCUAAUCAUUCUUUUUGGCGUCUGUGGUGUGGCCCUGAAGAGGAAAGCCCUGAUGGUGUUGGUAGAUCCACGGAGUCACUAG